Trematomus bernacchii (emerald rockcod) is the source of this 11828-nucleotide messenger RNA. RefSeq lists its product as uncharacterized. NCBI's taxonomy places the organism in Eukaryota, Metazoa, Chordata, Actinopteri, Perciformes, Nototheniidae. The transcript is spliced from 75 exons. The record is from RefSeq and is a predicted model, not a curated record. Gene Ontology annotation, cellular component: myosin complex. The coding region runs from base 58 to 11742 and encodes 3894 amino acids. Gene Ontology annotation, molecular function: actin filament binding; ATP binding; cytoskeletal motor activity.
UUUACCCAUACCAGUCUUGAGUUUAUCUGUCAUCUGAGUUGACAUCACAGAGCAGCCAUGGGGGAUGCUAUGAUGGCUGUGUUUGGGCCGGCUGCCUCGUACCUAAGGAAAUCGGACAAGGAGCGUAUGGAGGCUUCCACGCGUCCCUUCGACAUAAAGAGGGAAUGCUUCGUCCCGGAUGCAGUGGAAGAGUUUGUGAAGGCAACCAUCACCAGCAGAGAAGGAAGCAAGGUCACUGUAGAGACGGCGAAUGGGAAGACUGUCGUUAUCAAAGAUGUCGACAUCAUGCAACAGAAUCCUCCAAAGUUUGACAAGAUCGAGGACAUGGCCAUGCUGACCUUCCUCCACGAACCAGCUGUGUUGUUUAAUCUCAAAGAGCGUUAUGCAGCAUGGAUGAUCUACACCUACUCUGGGCUCUUCUGCGUGACUGUCAACCCCUACAAGGGGCUGCCAGUCUACAACCAAGAGGUGGUUGUUGCCUACAGAGGAAAGAAGAGGGCUGAAGCUCCUCCUCAUAUCUUCUCCAUCUCUGAUAAUGGAUACCAGUACAUGCUGUCAGACCGGGAAAACCAGUCUAUUUUGAUCACUGGAGAAUCUGGUGCAGGAAAGACUGUCAACACAAAGAGAGUCAUCCAGUAUUUUGCAAGUAUUGCAUCUGGAGGCAUGAAGAAAGACCCCAAUGCCAAAGACAAGGGUUCUCUGGAGGAUCAAAUCAUCCAGGCUAACCCUGCUCUGGAGGCCUUUGGUAAUGCCAAGACCAUCAGGAAUGACAAUUCUUCCAGAUUUGGUAAAUUCAUUCGAAUUCAUUUUGAUACCAGGGGAAAGUUAGCCUCUGCUGAUAUUGAAACAUACCUUCUGGAGAAAUCUCGUGUGGUCUUCCAGCUCAAGGCUGAGAGAGAUUACCACAUCUUCUACCAGAUUCUGUCCAACAAGAAGCCUGAACUCCUGGAGAUGCUGUUGAUUACAAAUAAUCCCUAUGACUACCCGUUCAUCUCUCAGGGGGAAACCACAGUGGCCUCUAUUGUUGAUGCAGAUGAACUGGAGGCAACAGAUAGUGCCUUUGAUGUGUUGGGCUUUACUCAAGAGGAAAAGAACUCUGUGUACAAGCUGACUGGUGCCAUCAUGCAUCAUGGAAAUAUGAAGUUCAAGACCAAGCAGCGAGAGGAGCAGGCAGAGGCUGAUGGCACUGAAGAUGCUGACAAAAUCGCAUAUCUGAUGGGCCUGAACACUUCCGACCUCAUCAAAAGUCUCUGUCACCCGAGAGUCAAAGUCGGAAAUGAGUGGGUCACAAAGGGACAAAGUGUUGCUCAAGUGACCUACUCUGUUGGAGCUCUAUCAAAGGCUAUUUAUGAAAAGAUGUUCCUGUGGAUGGUGAUAAGAAUCAACCAGUCACUGGAGACCAGACAGCCCCGCCAGUACUUUAUUGGUGUACUGGACAUUGCUGGAUUUGAGAUCUUUGAUUUGAACACCUUUGAGCAGCUGUGCAUCAACUUCACCAAUGAAAAGCUGCAACAGUUUUUCAACCACCACAUGUUUGUGCUGGAGCAAGAAGAGUACAAGAAAGAGGGCAUUGAAUGGACUUUCAUCGAUUUUGGCAUGGAUUUGCAGGCCUGUAUUGACCUGAUUGAAAAGCCCAUGGGUAUCAUGUCCAUCCUUGAAGAGGAGUGCAUGUUCCCCAAAGCCUCUGAUAUUACCUUUAAAUCCAAGCUCUAUGACAACCAUCUCGGGAAGUCUGCCAACUUCCAGAAGCCCAGAGGUAUCAAAGGAAAACCAGAGGCCCACUUUGCCCUGAUGCACUACGCUGGAACUGUUGACUAUAAUAUCGUCAACUGGCUGGUGAAAAACAAGGAUCCUCUGAAUGAGACUGUUAUUGGAUUCUACCAGAAGUCCAAUCUCAAGCUGUUAUCCAUCCUGUUCAUUAAUUAUGCUGGAGCUGAUCCAGUUGCAGGUGAGGAGCAAGAAGGCAAAAAAGAGAAGAGAAAGAAGAAGGGUGCAUCGUUUCAGACUGUGUCCGCACUUCACAGGGAAAACCUGAACAAGCUGAUGACCAACUUGAGGUCUACUCACCCUCACUUUGUACGCUGCAUCAUCCCCAAUGAGACCAAGACUCCUGGGGCCAUGGAGAACCCUCUGGUGAUGCACCAGCUGCGCUGUAACGGUGUGCUGGAAGGCAUCAGGAUCUGCAGGAAGGGCUUUCCCAACAGGAUCCUGUAUGGAGAUUUCAAACAGAGAUAUCGCAUUCUGAAUGCCGCUGCCAUUCCUGACGGCCAGUUCAUUGACAGCAGGAAGGGAGCUGAGAAACUUCUUGGGUCUCUGGAUAUUGACCACAAUCAGUACAAGUUUGGACACACAAAGGUGUUCUUCAAGGCUGGUUUGCUGGGUCUGCUUGAGGAGAUGAGAGACGAGCGUCUCUCCAAAAUCAUCACUGCUAUUCAAGCCAGAUCCCGUGGCCUCUUGUCUCGUAUUGAGUAUCAGAAGAUUGUGGAACGCAGAGAAGCAUUAUUGGUGAUCCAAUGGAAUGUCCGUUCAUUCAUGGGGGUCAAGAAUUGGCCCUGGAUGAAGCUGUUCUUCAAGAUCAAACCCCUAUUGAGAUCGGCUGAAUCAGAAAAGGAAAUGGCCAACAUGAAGGAAGAAUUCCUGAAGCUGAAGGAGGCCUUUGCAAAAUCUGAAGCUCGUAGAAAGGAACUGGAGGAGAAAAUGGUUUCUCUGCUUCAAGAGCAGAACGAUCUGCAGCUCCAAGUUCAAACAGAGCAAGAUAAUCUCUGUGAUGCAGAAGAAAGAUGUGAGGGGCUGAUCAAGAGCAAGAUCCAGCUUGAGGCAAAAGGCAAAGAGCUCACGGAAAGGCUGGAGGAUGAAGAGGAGAUGAAUGCUGAAAUGACUGCUAAGAAGAGGAAGCUGGAGGAUGAGUGCUCUGAGCUGAAGAAAGACAUUGAUGACUUAGAGUUAACUCUGGCUAAGGUGGAGAAAGAAAAGCAUGCCACAGAGAACAAGGUAAAGAACCUGGUGGAAGAGAUGGCUGGUCAGGAUGAAAUCAUUGCUAAGUUGACCAAAGAAAAGAAAGCCCUACAGGAAUCUCAUCAGCAAACACUGGAUGAUCUUCAGAGUGAAGAAGACAAAGUCAACACUCUGACCAAGGCCAAGACUAAGCUGGAGCAGCAAGUGGAUGAUCUUGAGGGAUCUCUUGAGCAAGAGAAGAAGGUUCGAAUGGACCUUGAGAGAGCUAAGAGAAAGCUGGAGGGAGACUUAAAGUUGACCCUGGAGACUUUAAUGGAUUUAGAAAAUGACAAGAUACAACUGGAGGAGCACCUGAAAAAGAAAGACUUUGAGAUCAGCCAGCUGAACGGGAAAAUUGAAGAUGAUCAAACAAUCAUCAUUCAACUCCAGAAAAAGCUGAAGGAGCUGCAGGCUCGUGUAGAGGAGCUUGAAGAAGAGCUUGAAGCAGAGCGAUCUGCUCGAGCUAAGGUGGAAAAGCAGAGAGCCGACUUGUCCAGAGAGCUGGAGGAGAUCAGUGAGAGGCUGGAGGAAGCUGGUGGAGCAACAUCUGCCCAGAUUGAGAUGAACAAGAAGAGAGAGGCCGAGCUACAGAAACUCCGCAGAGACCUUGAAGAGGCUACUCUGCAGCACGAAGCCACUGCUGCCACACUCAGGAAGAAACAAGCUGACAGUGUGGCUGAUCUAGGAGAGCAGAUAGACAACCUGCAGAGAGUCAAGCAGAAACUGGAGAAGGAGAAGAGUGAGCUCAGACUGGAGCUGGAUGAUGUGGUCUCCAAUAUGGAACACAUAGCCAAGUCAAAGAUUACCUUGGAAAAGACCUGCAGAACUUUGGAAGAUCAAAUGAAUGAAUACAGGAGCAAGUGUGAUGAAUAUCAGAGAUCUAUGAAUGACUUCACCACUCAGAGAGCCAAGCUUCUAGCUGAGAAUGGUGAGUUUUCAAGACAGCUGGAGGAGAAAGAAUCUCUUGUUUCUCAGCUGACCAGAGGAAAAAAUUGCUACACUCAACAACUUGAAGACAUAAAAAGACAACUAGAGGAGGAAGUAAAAGCAAAGACUGCUUUAGCCCAUGCAGUGCAGUCUGCUCGUCAUGACUGUGAUCUGCUCAGGGAGCAGUAUGAGGAGGAGCAGGAGGCCAAGUCUGAAUUGCAGCGUGGCAUGUCCAAGGCCAACUCCGAGGUGGCUCAGUGGAGAGCUAAGUACGAAACUGAUGCCAUCCAAAAGACUGAGGAACUGGAGGAGGCCAAGAAAAAGCUGGCUCAGCGUCUGCAGGAUGCCGAGGAGGCCGUUGAAGCAGUGAAUGCUAAGUGCUCGUCUCUGGAGAAGACCAAACACAGGCUGCAGAAUGAGAUUGAAGAUCUCAUGGUGGAUGUUGAGAGGUCUAAUGCUGCUGCUGCUGCUCUGGACAAGAAGCAAAGAAACUUUGACAAGGUCCUGUCUGAGUGGAAACAGAAGUAUGAAGAGUCUCAGUGUGAGCUGGAGGGCUCUCAGAAGGAAGCCAGGUCUUUGAGCACAGAGCUCUUCAAACUGAAGAAUUCAUAUGAGGAGUCACUGGAUCAUCUGGAUACCAUGAAGAGGGAGAACAAGAAUCUUCAGGAGGAGAUGUCUGACCUCACUGAGCAAAUUGGAGAGGGAGCAAAAAGCAUUCAUGAGUUGGAGAAAGCCCGCAAGCAGCUGGAGCAAGAAAAGAGUGAGAUUCAGUCUGCACUCGAGGAAGCAGAGGGGUCUCUUGAGCAUGAGGAGGGAAAGAUUCUAAGAGCCCAACUUGAGUUCAACCAGAUUAAGGCAGACAUGGAGCGUAAAGUAGCUGAGAAAGACGAGGAGAUGGAGCAGUCCAAGAGGAACCUGCAGAGGACCAUUGACACCCUGCAGAGCUCUCUUGACGCGGAGACUCGCAGCAGGAACGAGGCUCUCCGUUUGAAGAAGAAGAUGGAGGGAGACCUUAAUGAGAUGGAGAUCCAGCUGAGCCAGGCAAACAGGCAGGCGGCUGAGGCUCAGAAACAGCUUAAAUCUGUCCAUGCACAUCUGAAGGACGCCCAGCUCCAGCUUGAUGACUCUCUUCGAUCCAAUGAAGAGCUUAAGGAGAACAAUGCCAUUGUUGAGAGACGCAACAACCUGCUUCAGGCCGAAGUGGAAGAGCUCAGGUCUGCUCUGGAGCAAACUGAAAGAGGCCGCAAACUUGCUGAGCAAGAGCUGCUGGAUGUUAGUGAACGGGUGCAGCUCCUGCACUCACAGAACACUAGCCUGAUCAAUCACAAGAAGAAGCUGGAGGCUGAUACAUCCCAGCUUCAGACUGAAGUGGAGGAAGCAGUGCAGGAGUGCAGAAAUGCUGAGGAAAAGGCUAAGAAAGCCAUCACUGAUGCUGCCAUGAUGGCAGAGGAGCUGAAGAAAGAGCAGGACACCAGCUCUCACCUGGAGCGCAUGAAGAAGAACAUGGAGCAAACCAUCAAAGACCUGCAGCACCGUCUGGAUGAAGCUGAACAGAUCGCCAUGAAGGGAGGCAAGAAGCAGAUCCAGAAGCUCGAGACCAGGGUGAAGGAGCUGGAAAAUGAGGUGGAACUGGAGCAAAAGAAAAGCACCGAAGCUGUGAAAGGCAUCCGUAAAUACGAACGCCGUAUGAAGGAACUUACCUAUCAGAGUGAGGAAGAUCGCAAGAAUAUUGCCCGACUCCAAGACCUGGUAGAUAAGCUGCAGUUGAAGGUUAAAUCUUACAAGAGAACUACUGAGGAGGCUGAGGAACAGGCUAAUGCUCACCUUGGUAAGUUCCGGAAGCAGCAGCACGAGCUGGAUGAGGCUGAAGAGAGAGCUGACAUUGCUGAGACUCAGGUCAACAAGAUGCGUGCCAAGACCCGUGAUGUGGGCCCCAAGAAAGUGUUUGAGGAAGAAAUGGGUGACUCUGUCAUGAGAGACUUUGGGGCAGCAGCCCCGUACCUGAGGAAGUCAGACCGGGAGCGCCUGGAGGCCCAGACCCGUGCCUUUGACAUGAAGAAGGAGUGCUUUGUUACAGAUCCUGAUGAGGAAUAUGUGAAGGCUUCCAUCAUCAGCCGUGAUGGAGACAAAGUCACUGCUGAGACUGCAAAAGGGAAGACUGUCACAGUGAAGGAGUGCGAUGUACACCCUCAGAACCCGCCAAAGUUUGAUAAAAUUGAAGACAUGGCGAUGUUCACCUUCCUCCAUGAGCCCGCUGUGCUGUUUAACCUCAAAGAGCGUUAUGCAGCAUGGAUGAUUUACACCUACUCUGGUCUCUUCUGUGUGACUGUCAACCCCUACAAGGGGCUGCCAGUCUACAACCAAGAGGUGGUUGUUGCCUACAGAGGAAAGAAGAGGGCUGAAGCUCCUCCUCAUAUCUUCUCCAUCUCUGACAAUGCUUACCAGUACAUGCUCACUGACAGGGAAAAUCAGUCAAUUCUCAUCACCGGAGAAUCCGGUGCUGGGAAAACUGUCAAUACCAAGAGAGUCAUCCAGUACUUUGCCAGCAUUGCAGCUGCAGGCGGGAAGAAGGAUGCAGGCAGUGACAAAAAGGUGAAAAUGCUGAGAUCUUUUAACUGCAUAUUGCAUACUUUUCUCUUUGGUUCUCUGGAGGAUCAAAUCAUUCAGGCUAACCCUGCUUUAGAGGCCUUUGGUAACGCAAAGACCAUCAGGAAUGACAACUCCUCCAGAUUUGGUAAAUUCAUCAGAAUUCACUUUGCAGCCAGUGGAAAGCUGGCCUCAGCUGACAUUGAGACAUAUCUGCUGGAAAAGUCCCGGGUCACCUAUCAGCUUAAGGCCGAGAGGGAUUACCACAUCUUCUAUCAGAUUCUGUCUCAGAAAAAGCCUGAGCUGCUUGAAAUGCUGCUUAUCACCAACAACCCCUAUGACUACGGCUUCAUCUCCCAAGGAGAGACGACAGUAGCAUCCAUCAAUGAUGCUGACGAACUGAUGGCAACUGAUGAAGCCUUUGAUGUGCUGGGAUUUAAUCAAGAAGAGAAGAACGGCAUUUACAAGCUGACUGGUGCCAUCAUGCAUCAUGGAAAUAUGAAAUUUAAGAACAAGCAGCGUGAAGAACAGGCAGAGGCUGAUGGCACCGAAGAUGCUGACAAAAUUGCAUAUCUGAUGGGCCUGAACACCUCCGACCUCAUCAAAGGUCUCUGUCACCCGAGAGUCAAAGUCGGAAAUGAGUGGGUCACCAAGGGACAAAGUGACCUGCAGGUGAACUCUUCUAUUGGUGCACUGGCUAAAUCAGUGUAUGAGAAGAUGUUUUUGUGGAUGGUGGUGAGGAUAAACCAAUCCCUGGACACAAAGCAGCCCCGCCAGUACUUCAUUGGAGUACUGGACAUUGCUGGAUUUGAGAUCUUUGAUUUCAACACCUUUGAGCAGCUGUGCAUCAACUUCACCAAUGAAAAACUGCAACAGUUUUUCAACCACCACAUGUUUGUGCUGGAGCAAGAAGAGUACAAGAAAGAGGGCAUUGAAUGGACUUUCAUUGAUUUUGGCAUGGAUUUGCAGGCCUGUAUUGACCUGAUUGAAAAGCCCAUGGGUAUCAUGUCCAUCCUUGAAGAGGAGUGCAUGUUCCCCAAAGCCUCUGAUGCCACCUUUAAAUCCAAGCUCUAUGACAACCAUCUCGGGAAGUCUGGUAACUUCCAGAAGCCCAGAAUUGUCAAAGGGAGACCAGAGGCCCACUUUGCCCUGAUGCACUACGCUGGAACUGUUGACUAUAAUAUCAACAGCUGGCUGUUGAAAAACAAAGAUCCUCUGAAUGAGACUGUUGUUGGACUCUACCAGAAGUCCAAUCUUAAACUGCUAUCUUUGCUCUUUGUAAAUUACUUGUACAUUGGUUUAUUAGCUGACGGUGGAAAGGGUGGCAAAGGCAGCAAGAAGAAGGGUUCAUCUUUCCAAACUGUGUCUGCCUUGCACAGGGAGAACCUGCAUAAGCUGAUGACCAACUUGAAGUCCACUCACCCUCACUUUGUACGCUGCAUCAUCCCCAAUGAGACCAAGACUCCUGGGGCCAUGGAGAACCCUCUGGUGAUGCACCAGCUGCGCUGUAACGGUGUGCUGGAAGGCAUCAGGAUCUGCAGGAAGGGCUUUCCCAAUAGGGUCACCUAUGCAGAUUUCAAACAAAGAUAUCGCAUCCUGAAUCCUGCUGCCAUCCCUGACGGCCAGUUCAUUGACAGCAAGAAGGGAGCAGAGAAACUUCUUGGGUCUCUGGAUAUUGACCACAGUCAGUACAAGUUUGGACACACAAAGGUGUUCUUUAAGGCUGGUCUUCUUGGUCAACUGGAAGAGAUGAGGGAUGACCGUUUGUCCCUCAUCAUCACUGGGAUCCAGGCAAGAGCAAGAGGCAUGCUGGCAAGAGUGGAAUUCCAGAGAAUUGUUGAAAGGAGAGAUGCACUUUUGGUGAUCCAGUGGAACAUCCGUGCCUUCAUGGGGGUCAAGAAUUGGCCCUGGAUGAAGCUGUUCUUCAAAAUUAAACCUCUGUUGAGAUCGGCUGAAUCAGAAAAGGAAAUGGCCAACAUGAAGGACGAAUUCCUGAAGCUGAAGGAGGCAUAUGCAAAAUCUGAAGCUCGUAGAAAGGAACUGGAGGAGAAAAUGGUUUCUCUUCUUCAAGAGAAGAAUGACCUGCAGCUCCAUGUCCAAUCUGAGCAAGAUAAUCUUGCGGAUGCAGAAGAAAGAUGCGAGGGGCUGAUCAAAAACAAAAUUCAGAUGGAGGCAAAAGCCAAAGAGCUCACGGAAAGGCUGGAGGAUGAAGAGGAGAUGAAUGCUGAAAUGACUGCUAAGAAGAGGAAGCUGGAGGAUGAGUGCUCUGAGCUGAAGAAAGACAUUGAUGACUUAGAGUUAACUCUGGCUAAGGUGGAGAAAGAAAAGCAUGCCACAGAGAACAAGGUAAAGAACCUGGUGGAAGAGAUGGCUGGUCAGGAUGACAUCAUUGCUAAGUUGACCAAAGAAAAGAAAGCCCUACAGGAAGCCCAUCAGCAAACACUGGAUGAUCUUCAGAGUGAAGAAGAUAAAGUCAACACUCUGACCAAGGCCAAGUCUAAGCUGGAGCAGCAAGUGGAUGAUCUUGAAGGUUCUCUGGAACAAGAGAAGAAGAUUCGGAUGGAUCUUGAAAGAGCUAAGAGGAAACUAGAGGGAGAUUUGAAAUUAACCCAGGAGAGCCUCAUGGAUCUGGAAAAUGACAAGCAGCAACUUGAAGAGCAUAUGAAAAAGAAAGAUUUUGAGAUCAGUCAGCUCAGCAGUAAAAUAGAAGAUGAGCAGGCUGUGACAAUUCAGCUUCAAAAGAAACUGAAGGAGCUCCAGGCUCGCAUUGAAGAACUUGAAGAAGAGCUUGAAGCAGAGCGAGCUGCUCGAGCUAAGGUGGAAAAGCAGAGAUCCGACUUGGCCAGAGAGCUGGAGGAGAUCAGUGAGAGGCUGGAGGAAGCUGGUGGAGCAACAUCUGCCCAGAUUGAGAUGAACAAGAAGAGAGAGGCCGAGUUCCAGAAACUCCGCAGAGACCUUGAAGAGGCUACUCUGCAGCACGAAUCCACUGCUGCCACACUCAGGAAGAAACAAGCUGACAGUGUGGCUGAUCUGGGAGAGCAGAUAGACAACCUGCAGAGAGUCAAGCAGAAACUGGAGAAGGAGAAGAGUGAGCUCAGACUGGAGCUGGAUGAUGUGGUCUCCAAUAUGGAACAUAUUGUGAAGACAAAGACAAAUCUGGAGAAGACAUGCAGGACAGUGGAAGAUCAGAUGAAUGAAUACAAGACCAAAUAUGAAGAGGCUCAUCGCUGCAUUAAUGAUUUCAACAUGCAGAAAGCUAAACUUCAAACAGAAAAUGGUGAGAUCACAAGGCAGCUAGAAGAGAAGGACUCUCUGGUAUCACAGCUGACAAGAGGCAAAAUGUCCUACACCCAGCAGGUUGAUGACCUCAAGCGACAACUAGAAGAGGAGACCAAGGCAAAGAAUGCUUUAGCCCAUGCAGUGCAGUCUUCUCGACAUGACUGUGAUCUGCUCAGGGAGCAGUAUGAGGAGGAGCAGGAGGCCAAGUGUGAAUUACAACGCGGCAUGUCCAAGGCCAACUCUGAGGUAGCUCAGUGGAGAACUAAGUACGAAACUGAUGCCAUCCAGAGAACCGAGGAACUGGAGGAAGCAAAGAAAAAGCUGGCUCAGCGUCUGCAGGAUGCUGAGGAGGCUGUUGAAGCAACGAAUGCUAAGUGCUCGUCUCUGGAGAAGACCAAACACAGGCUGCAGAAUGAGAUUGAAGAUCUCAUGGUGGAUGUUGAGAGGUCUAAUGCUGCUGCUGCUGCUCUGGACAAGAAGCAAAGAAACUUUGACAAGGUCCUGUCUGAAUGGAAGCAAAAGUAUGAAGAGUCUCAGUGUGAGCUGGAGAGCUCUCAGAAAGAGGCCAGGUCUUUGAGCACUGAACUCUUCAAACUGAAGAACUCCUAUGAGGAGUCUGUGGAUCAUCUGGAGACCAUGAAGAGAGAGAAUAAGAACUUACAGGAGGAAAUGUCUGACCUCACUGAGCAACUUGGCGAGAGCGGAAAGAACAUGCAUGAACUGGAGAAAUUAAGGAAACAACUGGAACAGGAGAAAAUGGAGAUCCAGUCUGCUCUCGAGGAAGCUGAGGCCUCCCUGGAGCAUGAAGAGGGGAAGAUUCUAAGAGCCCAGCUCGAGUUCAAUCAAAUUAAAGCUGAAAUUGAACGCAAACUAGCUGAGAAAGACGAGGAGAUGGAGCAGUGCAAGAGGAACCUGCAGAGGACCAUUGACACUCUGCAGAGCUCUCUUGAAGCUGAGUGUCGCAGCAGGAAUGAGGCUCUCCGUUUGAAGAAGAAGAUGGAGGGAGACCUUAAUGAGAUGGAGAUCCAGCUGAGCCAGGCAAACAGGCAGGCGGCUGAGGCUCAGAAACAGCUUAAAUCUGUCCAUGCACAUCUGAAGGACGCCCAAAUCCAGCUUGAUGACUCUCUUCGAUCCAAUGAAGAUCUUAAGGAGAACAAUGCCAUUAUUGAGAGACGCAACAACCUGCUUCAGGCUGAACUUGAGGAACUCAGGUCUGCUCUGGAGCAAACUGAAAGAGGCCGCAAACUUGCUGAGCAAGAGCUGCUGGAUGUUAGUGAACGUGUGCAGCUCCUGCACUCACAGAACACUGGCCUGAUAAACCAGAAGAAAAAACUUGAGGUUGACGCAUCCCAGCUUCAGACUGAAGUGGAGGAAGCAGUGCAGGAGUGCAGAAAUGCUGAGGAAAAGGCUAAGAAAGCCAUCACUGAUGCUGCCAUGAUGGCAGAGGAGCUGAAGAAAGAGCAGGACACCAGCUCUCACCUGGAGCGCAUGAAGAAGAACAUGGAGCAAACCAUCAAAGACCUGCAGCACCGUCUGGAUGAAGCUGAACAGAUCGCCAUGAAGGGAGGCAAGAAGCAGCUGCAGAAGCUCGAGGCCAGGGUGAGGGAGCUGGAGGGUGAGGUGGAGUCAGAGCAGAAGAAGAGCACUGAAGCAGUGAAGGGGGUCCGUAAAUAUGAGAGACGCGUCAAAGAGCUCACAUACCAGACUGAGGAAGACCGCAAGAAUAUGGCGCGUCUGCAGGAUCUGGUUGACAAACUGCAACUGAAAGUCAAAGCCUACAAGAGAGCUUCAGAGGAGGCUGAAGAGGUGGCCAAUACUCAUCUGGGCAAGUUCCGUAAACUGCAGCACGAGAUGGAUGAGGCUGAGGAGAGAGCUGACAUUGCUGAGUCUCAGGUCAACAAGCUGCGUGCCAAGAGCCGCGAUGUAGGCUCCAAGAAAGGGCUGGAGGAGGAGUGAAACUCGCAGACGGCCACGUAAGAUCUUUGGGUUCUCCUCUGAUGUAGUCUCCUUUGUCUUUAAAGUAACUGUAGAAUAAAAAAGAG